CAUCCUUCCCAGCACGCAGCCAGCUGAUCGAGCUCAUCGAUCCCUCCCCCUCCUCCUCCUCCUCCUCUGUUAAACAGCGUUGCACCGAGAGAGACAGAUACCAGAGGCGUCCAUGGGCUCCGGGACGAGCUCCUGCUGCGGCGGCGCCGAGAAGGUGGGGCACGGGUGCGUGAGCGCGUCAUCGGGCGCCGCGGCGGGGACGGGCAGCGGCGGCGGCAGCACGUGGAGGAUCUACAGCUACAAGGAGCUCCACGCCGCCACGGGCGGCUUCAGCGAGGAGAACAAGCUCGGCGAGGGCGGCUUCGGCAGCGUCUACUGGGGCAAGACCCCCGACGGCGUCCAGAUCGCCGUCAAGCGCCUCAAGCCCAACAACAACAACUCCAAGGCCGAGAUGGAGUUCGCCGUCGAGGUCGAGGUGCUCGCCCGCGUCCGCCACCGCAACCUGCUGGGGCUCCGCGGGUACUGCGCCGGCGCCGCCGCCGACCAGCGCAUGAUCGUGUAUGAUUACAUGCCCAACCUCAGCCUCCUGUCCCACCUCCACGGCCAGUUCGCCUCCGACGCCACCCUCGACUGGCGCCGCCGUGUGGGUGUGGCCGUUGGUGCCGCCGAGGCGCUUGUGCACCUCCACCACGAGGCUUCUCCCAGCAUCAUCCACCGGGACAUCAAGGCCAGCAACGUGCUGCUUGACUCCGACUUCGCGCCGCUCGUCGCUGAUUUUGGGUUCGCCAAGCUCGUCCCCGACGGCGUCUCGCACAUGACCACCAGGGUCAAGGGCACCCUCGGCUACCUCGCGCCGGAGUACGCCAUGUGGGGCAAGGUCUCCGGGGCGUGCGACGUGUACAGCUUCGGCAUCCUUCUCGUCGAACUGGUGUCGGGCAGGAAGCCUAUCGAGAGGCUGCCGUCGGGUGCCAAGCGCACCAUCACCGAGUGGGCGGAGCCCCUCAUCGCGCGCGGCCGGCUCGGGGACCUCGUGGACCCGCGCCUCCGUGGCGUCUACGACGCGGCGGAGCUGGCGCGCAUGCUCGAGGCCGCCGCGCUCUGCGUGCAGGGGGAGCCCGAGCGGCGUCCGGACAUGCGCGCCGUGGUGCGGAUCCUGCGCGGCGCGACUGCCGCUCCUGACGGCGCGGCCGCGGCGGCCUCCAAGGGGGGCAACGACGCCCAGGUCCGGCCUGCGGUGAGGAUGGAGAGCGUCAAGUACGCAGACCACCUUAUGGAGACGGAGAACAGCGUGUACUCCGGCGACGGGGACGAGGACGAGGAAGACGACGAGAAGGAGGCCGCCGACUACAGCAGCGACGAGGUGGAGGAGUACUCGCUGAUGGACGACCAGAGCAGCAUGAACUUCGGCGUGUUCGGCGCCAUGCCGGUGGUGCCGGUGCAGACCAUGCACGACCCCUACGUCAGGAGGUUUGGAGGAAAUGGCGUCAAGAUAUGAUAAUGUGCUAUUCUAUUGUGUGACAAUGCCGGCUAUGUUAUAUUAAUUUCGUUGAUGUAAACCUGUGCUUAAUUAGUUGGGAUCAAGCUGGUGAUUAAAUUUAUUGUA
This is a messenger RNA of Triticum dicoccoides, 1543 nucleotides long. RefSeq names its product PTI1-like tyrosine-protein kinase At3g15890. The transcript has a single exon. The record is from RefSeq and is a predicted model, not a curated record. Gene Ontology annotation, molecular function: protein kinase activity; ATP binding. Bases 113 to 1435 code for a protein of 440 amino acids. NCBI's taxonomy places the organism in Eukaryota, Viridiplantae, Streptophyta, Magnoliopsida, Poales, Poaceae. Gene Ontology annotation, biological process: protein phosphorylation.